CCGCCCGGCCGCGAUGGGGGUGGCGGCGGCUCUGGGCGCCGGGGCGGCGCGGCUGCUCUUCUACCCGACGCUGCUGUACACGGCGCUGCGGGCGCAGCUGCCCGCCUCCCGCCGGCCCUGGUUCCACCGCAUCGACCGCGCCGUGCUGCUGGGAGCGCUGCCGCUGCGGGGCCGCAGCCGUAGGCUGGUGGCCGAGGAGAACGUGCGCGCCGUCCUCACCCUGAACGAGGAGUACGAGACCCGCUUCCUCUGCUGCUCCGCGCAGGAGUGGGAGGCGCUGGGAGUAGAGCAGCUGCGCCUCGGCACCGUGGAUCUGACCGGAGUCCCCACCUUGGAAAACCUGCACGAGGGCGUCGAGUUCAUCCUGAAGCACCGCGAGCGCGGUAACAGCGUCUACGUGCACUGCAAGGCGGGGCGCUCCCGCAGCGCCACCGUGGUGGCGGCCUAUUUGAUCCGACUGCAUCACUGGAGCCCACAGGAGGCAAUAGAGGCUAUUGCCAAGAUCCGUCCCCACAUCCUUAUUCGGCGUAAACAAGUCCAGGUCCUGGAGAGUUUUCACAAGGAUGUUACUGCUGGGACAACUGCAGAGUGUCAGUGAGAACUACCAAAAUCUCAGUCUCAGCUCUUUUAAGCAUUGUACUUCUUGACCCUCAAUAAAGAAAUUUUUACAUAAAUUAUGGUAAAGAAGAGUUUGGACUGUUUCAUUGUAACUUUUUCUCCUUAUGGCCGC
This is a messenger RNA of Phasianus colchicus (ring-necked pheasant), 730 nucleotides long. RefSeq names its product protein tyrosine phosphatase mitochondrial 1 (gene PTPMT1). Gene Ontology annotation, biological process: protein dephosphorylation. Gene Ontology annotation, cellular component: mitochondrion. The record is from RefSeq and is a predicted model, not a curated record. Gene Ontology annotation, molecular function: phosphatidylglycerophosphatase activity; phosphatidylinositol-4,5-bisphosphate 5-phosphatase activity; phosphoprotein phosphatase activity. Lineage: Eukaryota; Metazoa; Chordata; Aves; Galliformes; Phasianidae.